Messenger RNA from Mercurialis annua (annual mercury), 387 nucleotides. RefSeq lists its product as uncharacterized. The coding region runs from base 1 to 387 and encodes 128 amino acids. Lineage: Eukaryota; Viridiplantae; Streptophyta; Magnoliopsida; Malpighiales; Euphorbiaceae. The record is from RefSeq and is a predicted model, not a curated record. The transcript has a single exon.
AUGACAAAUGCCGCGUACAAAAUGCUUGGAGGAACCGCGUCAAGGUUGCGCCGAGUCCCGAUCCCACUAUCAGGACUCAGUGGCCCCUCCAUCAAUCCGUUAGGAGCAGUCACCCUAGAAGUGAUAAUCGGCCCGGAGAGAGGAAUCAACAAAAAGGUUAUGUCACUAUUUAACAUAGUUGACAUGGAACAAACAUACAAUGCCAUCCUCGGAAGACCUUUCCUUCAUGACUCAGCUGCAGUGACUAGCAUAAGAGCAUUGGCGAUGAAAAUACAAACCGAGAAAGGAGUAGUGACGCUGAGAGGAGAUCAGCAUAUCGCUAAGAAAUGCUACGACGAGUUCGUGGUAUUCCUCCAAGAGAACAAGACCGAGAAGAAGGAAGAAUAG